Messenger RNA from Pocillopora verrucosa, 1152 nucleotides. RefSeq lists its product as uncharacterized. The record is from RefSeq and is a predicted model, not a curated record. Lineage: Eukaryota; Metazoa; Cnidaria; Anthozoa; Scleractinia; Pocilloporidae.
AAGUCUUAACUAAACCACGAUUGGCCAGUGUAUCUGGUGGGUUUGUGGGAAUUAAGAGUGGCCUCCACAAAAUUGCCUGUUAUAAUUGCUGACAUGAAGGAAAGAGUACUGCGCAGCAUUGCCUUAAAACAGGUCGCCUUCUUAAAUGACUUAUAUUUCACAUGAUUCGGCCUCGAGGACAUACGUGAUCGGACAUGUUUUAAGUACGAAUCACGAGGCUGUUUAGGACGGUGUGGUCUAAACAUUACAGCGAUCUUUUCUUGGUCACUGUACUGGCUAUCGUAAGAUUGGACACCUUCAUGAUCGUAAAAGUUCGAGGAUAAUCUCUCUCCAAAAGAUUCAUACACAAUGAGCGAGCUUACGAAUAACAAAACCGAAAUUGGACAGGAAAAUGUUUAUAACGAGAUGGAAUACAAAGGAGAAAACGAAGAUGGAACCUAUGAAAAAGUUAUUGUUAAAAAUGAAAGUCCCCAAGAACGACUAAGAGAGAGAGCACAACGGUAUAAAGAUUCAGGAGAAGUAAAAUCGCGCUACUUCCCUUUUGUUGUGACUGCCAUUGCUAUUGCUUCCCUCUUGACAGCCGCUGCCACCAUGGUUUUAGCCUUUGCAAUGACCAAUUCACGAAGCGAUGUUUCGACAACUAGAGAGUCUUGUUGCGAAAUGACAGAAAUUAACAAAAAUCUACAAGAGUUGAAAAAUAACUUCUCGGCUCCUAGAGAAUCCUCGGUCUCAAAGAAGUUAAGGGAAUUGGACGCUGCAUUAGCUAACAUGAAAAAGGAGUUGGAAAUUAUGAAAAAAAAAGUAAAGAACGUUAGUAAGAUGCCUGGUCCUAUCGGACCUCCGGGCUACAACGGAAGUGAAGGACCUGCAAGUCGUAGUGGAUCAUCAGACUUCAGUCAAUGUCAGUUUGAAAUAAAAAGUGCAUCUAUGAUCCCUGGUAGCAAUAGAAUACUUGUACAUAUCGAUGAACCAUCAAAUAAAAGAAUAAUGGCAGUAACAUGCUCAACGGAUUACGGCACUGAGUAUAACCUUAUGUCGAGGACACAAGGUGGCGUCCGGAGAUACGUUUGCACCUGUAAUGGAAAAUCCACACUUUUCAGUGGAGGAACUAGUUGCUACCUAAACUAUUGGAUUUGCCCCUUAACAACGUAA